Molecule: messenger RNA, 954 nt
Organism: Penicillium maclennaniae
Lineage: Eukaryota; Fungi; Ascomycota; Eurotiomycetes; Eurotiales; Aspergillaceae
Gene: pmp47
Product: putative peroxisomal membrane protein Pmp47
Exons: 3
Coding region: 1-954 (317 amino acids)
Cellular component (GO): peroxisomal membrane
Molecular function (GO): ADP transmembrane transporter activity; FMN transmembrane transporter activity; coenzyme A transmembrane transporter activity
Source: RefSeq, a predicted model, not a curated record
AUGUCUCAACGUGAGCAGAAGCCAGCCUCCGCGGCCAUUCAACAGAGCGACAACAUCGCGCACGCGCUGGCGGGUGCCGGCGGUGGAAUCCUGUCGAUGGUUCUGACGUACCCUCUGAUUACUCUGUCAACCAGAGCCCAAGUCGAGUCUAAGCGGGCCCACUCCACCACCCUAGAUGCAGUCCGUCGGAUUGUCCAGCGAGAAGGCAUCUCCGGACUCUACUCGGGCUUGGAAUCAGCCCUUUUCGGCAUCAGUGUCACCAACUUUGUGUAUUACUACUGGUAUGAGUGGACUCGGUCGACUUUCGAGAAGGCGGCCAUCAAGGCAGGACGGGCCUCCAAGAAGCUCACCACGGUCGAGUCCAUGAUCGCAGGUGCGAUUGCUGGUAGUGCGACGGUGCUGAUCACCAACCCCAUCUGGGUCAUCAACACCCGUAUGACAGCUCGCCGAUCCGAGUCUGAAGAACAGGCUCUACCUGGGGCUCCCAAGAAGGCUAAAGCAUCAACUAUCAACACACUGAUGGACCUGCUCCGACUAGAAGGGCCCAAGGCUCUGUUUGCUGGUGUUCUCCCGGCGCUGAUUCUGGUGAUCAACCCGAUCCUUCAAUAUACCAUCUUCGAGCAGUUGAAGAACGUCGUGGAGCGCCGCCGCCGAAUGACACCUAAGGAUGCGUUCUACUUGGGUGCCCUCGGCAAAAUUAUGGCCACCAGCAUCACAUACCCUUACAUUACCAUCAAGAGCCGGAUGCACGUGGCUAGCAAAGACGGCCCCAAGGAGAGCCUAAAUGGCAGUUUCAAGAGAAUAAUCCAGGAAGAGGGAUGGACAGGGCUGUAUAAGGGAAUUGGGCCCAAGGUGACCCAGAGCGCUAUUACUGCCGCAUGCCUCUUCGCCUUUAAAGACGUACUGUAUGACAUGAUGGUCGCUAUGCGCAAGAAGAACGCCCUUCGCAAGUAA